Messenger RNA from Ipomoea nil (Japanese morning glory), 1212 nucleotides. RefSeq names its product ATP-dependent DNA helicase pif1-like. NCBI's taxonomy places the organism in Eukaryota, Viridiplantae, Streptophyta, Magnoliopsida, Solanales, Convolvulaceae. The coding region runs from base 1 to 1212 and encodes 403 amino acids. Gene Ontology annotation, molecular function: DNA helicase activity. Gene Ontology annotation, biological process: telomere maintenance; DNA repair. The record is from RefSeq and is a predicted model, not a curated record. The transcript has 2 exons.
AUGUCUUUUGGUGGAAAAACAGUGGUACUUGGAGGUGAUUUUAGACAAAUACUACCAGUUAUACCAAAAUGCAGCAGACAAGAAAUAGUACAAGCAAGUAUAAACUCAUUAUACUUGUGGAGUAAUUUCGAAGUACUACGCUUAACCAAGAAUCUUAGGUUGCGUGGAAUUUCAAGUGCAGAAGAAGUUGCUAAGUUAAACAGCUUUGCAAAAUGGAUUGCUGAUCUAGGAGAUGGAAAUUUAGGAGAAGAGAAAAAUGGUGUCUUCAAUAUAAGGAUUCCAGAUAAUUUUGUUUUAAGAAAUGAAGUUGACCCCAUAGCAGAAAUUGUCCAAAGCACAUUUCCUUCAUACGGUCAUGGUCAAUUUGAUCAUAAAUUUUUAGAGUCCCGAGCUAUAUUAGCUCCAACAUUAGAUGUUGUGGACAAGGUGAAUGAAUACAUGAACAGUAUGAAUGAGGCAACUUCCAAGACAUAUUUGAGCUGUGAUUCAGUUUGCAAGUCAGAUACAAGUUCUGAUAUGUUAUCGGAGGUUCACACUACAGAGUUCCUUAACAGUUUGAGAUGCUCCGGUGUUCCAAACCAUUCUUUAACAUUAAAGGUUGGAUCGCCAAUUAUGCUGCUCAGAAAUAUAGACCACUCAUUGGGAUUGUGCAAUGGUACAAGGUUGAUCAUUACACAAUUAGGAAACCAUGUCAUUGAAGCUCAAAUUCUGUGUGGCAACAAUGCAGGCACCAGGGUAUUAAUACCAAGAUUGGGAUUGACUCCUUCUGACCCAAGACUACCGUUUAAAUUUCAGAGGAAGCAAUUUCCAAUAAUGUUGUCAUAUGCUAUGACAAUAAACAAGAGUCAAGGACAAACUUUAUCUAAUGUCGGACUACUAUUAAAGAAACCCGUGUUUAACCAUGGACAGUUGUAUGUAGCAGCAUCUCGGUGCGACGGGAGAGUCGAUGAUCCAAUCUUGCAGUGGUUCCCCGAGGAGUUGCGCAAGUUUCCAGGAAUGGACAGGUCGUCUUUGGCCACUCCUUGGAUUGCUCCCUGCUUGGCCGUCCGAAUUUGGCGACUUUUCCUUACUGCAGGGACUGGAAGUUCAAUUUUGAAUAAGAUCUCAAGCCAAAAGUAUGAUCUUUUAUGCUUUUUUGUUUUCGUUGUCAUUUUCAUGGCGGCCGACGAGCAGAGACCCAAGUCCUACUUGCGUCUCUGCUCGCAAGUAUAA